This is a messenger RNA of Porites lobata, 4813 nucleotides long. Lineage: Eukaryota; Metazoa; Cnidaria; Anthozoa; Scleractinia; Poritidae. The record is from the annotation of a GenBank genome assembly.
GGGAAGCGAUGAAAACGGAUACUCGGUGUCGAAAUGAUAUUCUUUACAAGUUUACUUUUCGGCGAAACACAGGCUGAACGAUAUUAGGAGGUCACUUGUGUCGCAGAUAUUUGCUCCGGGGUCUUAUAUUACAAAAAUGAGCGGGAAAAAGAAUCAAAGUCCUCUUCGCUAACAGCGUCUCUACUCAACUAGAAUGGGUGAUUUAUAUCAUAAAGCAGCCCGCGAUAGCGUUCUUGAACUUUUAAAAACAGCUACAAAACGAGAUGCAAAUCGAAGGGAUGAGGAUGGAAUGUCUCCCGUACACUAUGCCGCAAGUUGUGGAAAUGUUGAGGCUCUGAGACUGCUAGUCGGAAAGGGGUAAGCUAAGUUUUAUGUAGAUUAUCUGAAAUGAAGAAGAACUAAACCGCAAACGAAUAAAUUUUAAAGCUAAAAGCGAAAAUUUGUCGUGUUGAAUGAGCUUUUAUAGCUGGCCUGAAAGAACGAUCAUCUUUAACGUAAAGUAGGCUUAACUAUUUUUUGUUUUGCAAUACAGGAUUAAGGGUAAAUUAAAGCUCAAACUUGGCAUCUGCCUACAAAAAACUGCACGGUGCGUUUUUAGUUUGCUCUUCGUGUAUUCAGCUUUAUAAAGCUUACUUGCCAAGCUCAUUCUAUGUACGUGUAAAUUAAACUUAAGAUAUAUUUGAUUAUCCGUUUCUUACUGUCGCGGUUAAAUUUUGUAAAUAGGCUACGUAAUUGCCUUUCCCAUUCUAAAAGCAUUAAAUAAAGGACUCGGCGAUUUUGACUGUGAAACAAUUUUAAAAAAUGUGACAAAUGUAAGUGCUUAUUUGAAAUAAAUCCUGGAACAAGUCCUGAUUUUUUUUUCAGGCUUCUAAAUUGCGUUCACAACUGCGAGGAUCAUUCUUCAUCUAAUUUUCUCAAGGUUGACAGUGCAAUUUAACGUAUUAUGUACUUAAGAUUACUUUUCGACAUAGGAAGUGUGAAGUAAGGCAGUAAACAUUCGUUUGCAAAACAAAAAAAUAAAAUAAAAUAAACAGGUUCGGUGAGUUAAUUCGAGCCUCAAUCAACGGAAUUAUUUUCAACUCCAAUAUUUACAACUUUCCAUUCUUGUUUUGAAGAAUUUUUAAAAACUGGCUUUGCGGAAAUAGGUUAACUUAACUGAAGAAAUCAAAGGGGCGUGAAAACGCAUACCAAAUUUCACCUAAUUUAUAAAAUAUCAGGAAGUCUUAACAGACCUGGAAGCUAAAACUAUAUAUAUGGAUUUUGCAAUGAUUUUUUACGAAAGCAUAGAUAACAUUGUUAAAACUUCAUUCAUACUUGGAGAUCGAAUAAAAUACCUUUGAACUUAACAGGACCUUUAAAACCCGCAUUGACGUUAGCUCAUGCUAAGAAACCCUAGGCCAUUAAAUGCCAUCAUUGUUAUCCAUAAAGUUAUCUAUAGGCUUAAAUGAUAGAAUUUGCUAUUUGAAUUGUUGGCGAUCCCAAGGUACUUAUUAAUAAUUUACCAGUUAGAAAAAACUCUUUGGGUUUCAAGAAUUUGCAUAAUGGCUCCUCUGUUUGAUAGACUAACCUCCGACAAUAAAUUCCAUAUGCCAAUUUAUUGAAGAGAUGUUAAGAGGAGUUUAUCUCUGGGGGAUUACACAUACCCCACACAUUAUUGACAGUGUGUCCCAGAAUACCCUGUCAGUCAUACUCCAGACAACCUUUUUUCAGGUCAAGUAAAACAGAGCUGUGCUCUAGCAGCAGCUGGCAGUCCCUGGAGAGUUCCUUUGCAUUUGGAUCACAUGGAAAUUGUUCGCCUCCACAUUAAUUGACGUAAUAUACUGGAACCCCUGGAUUUCAAAGCUUUGGAGCUUUCCUCCCUCUCUACAAUAGAAAAAUCACACUGCCUUGAAUACAAACUGUGUAUUUAAGAUGGACUCCCCAUCAAAAUGUUUGAUCCACUCCUGAUACCUGUUAGAAUGGCAUGGUGGAAUUCAGGGGAACAGAGUAUUCAAAAUUAUCAAUUAAAAUAUCCAAGUUUUCAGUUAUUUUCAGGGACUGAUAUUUCUUGACUGAAGUAUUUUUGUGUUGAUUACAGGGGCGAUCCCAACAGACCUAGCCAUGACGGUGCCACUGCAGUUCACAUAGCUGCCAGUUGUGGACAACUCAACUGUCUUAGCUUCCUUACAAACUUCGGUGCAAAUAUCUGGGCUCUUGACAACGAAGGGCGUACCCCACUCGAGGAGGCUGCUCUCCAUGGACACAUGGAAUGUGUGCGUCACUUGGAUGGUCUAAUUGCUAUUCACAUGAUGCGCAAUAGCAAAGAGGUAGAGAAACAAAGAAGACAUGCCAAAAAGGACAUGAUGAAAAGGGUAAAGAAACAAGACAAGAUUUUCCAGUCCAGGGAAAAUGCAUAUGAAAAAAAGAUUGCAAAGGAAACAAGAGCACGAAGCAAGUCAGAGAUUAAUGGUAGGAAAGGAACUUGGACUGGAAAUGGUACCACAAAAUCCCAAUAUCAUACUGAGAAGGCAUUCUCGGAAUUAAUUGGCAGUACAUCAGAACUGGACUUGUCUGAUGGGAAGAGUGUCAAAUCUUACUCAUCUGGGACGUUUCAGUCUGGAACUAAAAGCUUAAGAAUGAUAGGUGCAUUGCGGUCAAAAUUCAGCUCUUUGCGAAGCUCUGACAAAGAGCCAAGAAUACUUCGUCAAAGGUCAUUAGAUGAUUCUGGCCUGUUUGAGGAUAUGUCAUCAAGGUCUCCAUCACUCUUAGAUCAGCUGGAACUUAAGGCAGCUGAGAACCAGCAGGAGAAUUUGGUAUUAGAUUCCACUGAUCCUUAUGAGGUUGACGAAUCAGAUCUUGCCUUUGGUCAUGUUGUGAAAAAAUUUGAUGAUAAAGGCAAUGUUACCACUCAUGUUCAUUAUGUGCCAAAGAAUUCUGUCAAGUUGAGGAAUGGAAGCGUUGCAAGCCGCACUAGCAACAGCAGUAGUCACUUGAGCUCAUCAUUAAAUGACAUCCGAAGCUUAAAAUCUAUUGAACUUGAAGACACGUAUUCGCAGUCAGACAUGGGUGCUGAAUCCACAGACUCUAAAUCACUGGUCACCUUUAUGGCUGCCCUCAAUCUAGAUCAGUUCUCAACCUUGCUGAUCAAUGAAAGCAUUGAUCUGAAUACUUUGACAUUAUGUUCUGAUGAUGAUUUAAAAGACAUAGGGCUCCCUCUUGGCCCAAGAAGAAAAAUACUUGAUGCUGUCAAGAAAAGGAAUGAGGCUUUGAAUCACCCUGGACCAAUGAUUGACUCCAAGAUAUAAACUAAAAGUUCAGUGCAAUAUCCCAUCUUUUAGCAUAGGAGAUUCUAGACUUUUGGCUGGGGGCCAUGUCAUGUGGAUAUUACUGAUUUAGGUCAAAUUUCAUCAGAGAGCACUCGUAACGGUAAUAAUCUUUUUGGUUACUGUCAAUCCAUGUCCAUCCUUUCAAUCCAUUGCGAACAGACAACAGGAAACAGCUUCAAUGCCUAAAUAUAGUCUUAAAUAACAAAACUGGUUCAUUAUUUUUGGAAUUCAAUUGAUGAGAUUAGAUUUGUUUUAGCUUUUGAAAAAAAUGGGAAAUCCUGACAUAGCCCCUUUCAAAAUUUGAGUGUCAGUUUUCUCCUUUGGUCUGUUCAGGGAGGGUAGCUCCCUUGUGAAAGCUGUGACUUGUCAUCUUAUUUAGAGCAUCCUCACUUGGAGACCAAGGAGUAGUCAGUUGGGCUGGGAGAAAUGGAGUCACGAAAGUUUUCAAGCGUGGCUCUUCGGCUCAUGCUUGAAAACGUUCACCUUGGGAGUGACCCAACUGACUACCCCUGGGUCUCCAAAGAAGUAUUUAAGGGUGUAGAUGUUAAUAAUUAUUGUAGAUUUUGAUGUCACUUUAGGUAUUCAUAACACAGCACCUACAUUAUUUUUUCAAUUAGGCUGGUGCUCAAAGGAGUAAUAUUAGUGUGAUGUCAUACAAAAAUUGUAGACAGAUCAUGCAAAUUCAAUUCAAAUUUGGGUAGUUCUUUCAAAAUAACUAAGAGCUGACCGUUUAAGAAUCACUUAGGUACUUGUCUAGAGUCAACUAAGUGUCAAACGUUCGCCAGGUUCAGAUUGUUGGCCUUCAAAGCCCAGCUUUCACAAGGGAGUUCCCCUUCUGUUGACUUGCAUGCUCCUUAUACAGAAGAGCUCCCAGCCUAAAAAAUGUCUGUCAACUGUAGAUCAACAGUAAACUGACAGAUCACCGCCAGGUUGCAGACAGUUGGUCAAUACCAAACUUGAAUGCAGAAUAUAUUAGAUCAAAAAAGGCACAUAUUGAUCAUGAAAUUGUUAUAACAUACGUCUUCAGCUUGAACUAUAGUAAUCUUGCAUUCAAGUCACAGGUUGGCUGGCUAUAUACAUCACUUCCAAUAUUCCAGGUGAUGCUGUCAACUGUAAGUGUAAGCCAGAGACACUCAAUUCAUUGAGGCUGGCAUGUACUGUGGGCUGGUCUCAGCUUAACUUGUCUGUUUUGUGCAACUUAAAAUUUUUAAAAAAUCGGGCACCUCUCUAAGUCAGAUAGAAGACACUAUAAAUAUUAAAAACAAAAUCAGAAAAAUAUAGUACCACAAAUGAAAGAUAAAUACAAGAUGGUUUGCAGAAUAUUCAAUUUGUGUUCAGCAAGUGCAACACACACUGUAAGCAGUUGACAAGGGCACCAGGUACUGACAGGGUUCUUUUUAGAACCCAUCUGCCUUAUUUUGAGAAUAACCCACUAAACUAAGUUUACAUGGUUCAACAAAUUGGUUUCUUGAGAAAUCAAGGAAAAAGAGUCAGGGGCAAAUUACUAC